Anoplopoma fimbria (sablefish) is the source of this 1498-nucleotide messenger RNA. RefSeq lists its product as uncharacterized. Lineage: Eukaryota; Metazoa; Chordata; Actinopteri; Perciformes; Anoplopomatidae. The annotation marks the transcript as partial. The record is from RefSeq and is a predicted model, not a curated record. The transcript is spliced from 6 exons.
AUGUUCUUUUCUGGAGCUGACUUGAAACCAGCCUUCAGGCUAUCCAGGAGCAGCAUCAACAUGCUGGUCCAGAUGCUGCCCCGGCAAAAAGCCCAUGGAUGGAGCCAUGAAAUGGAGGUCCUGGUCACGGUGUACUGGCUUGCCUGUGGAGCUUCCUACAGGGUAACUGCAGACAUCUUUGCCAUGCCACUAGCCACCGUUUGCCGGACCGUCCACAACGUCGUGGAGGAAAUGAUGACCAUCCUCCACAGAGUCAUUCAUUUCCCCAAACCAGAGGAGAUGGAGGAGGUGGGGGCUGGCUUUGUUCGCCUUGCUGGCCAUGAGGCAUUCCGCUGUGCUGCCGGUGCCAUCGACGGUGCUAUGCAGGGCAUCUGUGAUGCCAAGGGCGCAUUUCUGGAUGUGUACAUUGGAAAUACAGGAUCUGUACAUGACGCACUUGUACUUAGAAGAUCUCCGAUGUACAAGCAGGCCCUGUAUCCACCAGCUGGGUACAUACUAUUAGGAGAUGGAGGAUACCCGUGCCUGCAGCGUCCUGUUGCCAUCAUGACACCAUACCGCCAGCCUGUAGCAAGCCAAGUUGAAGCCCGGUACAACAGGCACCAUGCAAAGGCAAGGAACAUUAUUGAGCGCACCUUUGGCAUUCUGAAAACGCGCUGGCGCUCCAUCUUCCUGAGGGCCCUGGAGAUCCGGCCUCUGUUCGCCCCGAAGGUGAUUGGUGCCUGCUGCAUCCUCCACAACAUGUGUGUGGCUGCAGGUGAGGUCACAGUGCGUGCAGCAGCAGGAAGUGAUGUCAUUUUACCCUGCUCCCUCGAAUCCAAGGAGAACAUCGUAGCAGGUGUCUUUGACUGGAAGAAAGUAGCUCAGAGAGAUCAAGGUCAGGAGGUUUUCCUUUAUGAUGCAGGUGAUCAUUACAACAACGGCCGUGAAGGUCAGAGCGAGCAGUUCAGAGGACGAGUCUCACAUUUCCCAGAUGACCUGAAACACGGCAACGCCUCCAUAGUCAUCAGAAAUGCCAAGGUGGCAGACAGUGGAGAUUACACCUGUGAUUUUCCACAUGUAUACAUAGUAAACAACAUCAAGCUGUUUGUUGGUGCAGCUCCAGAGCCGAGCAUCUCCAUAGUUGAGGUCACAGACGUCGGGGUGCAGCUGCGGUGUGACGUCCGUGGAGCUUCCCCUCAGCCGAAGCUUCAGUGGUUCAACGCCGAUGGAAACGUCCUCCCUGCAGAUGAGCCGCAAGUCUCAGACCGAGGAGACGUCGGCCUCCAGGCCACCGUGACCUCCACCUCCACCAACCGCUUCACAUGUGUCGCCACGCAGGACGAGAUCGGCCACCAGAUCGAUGCCAACAUCACUCUUCCUGAGAAACUGUUCAAGGACACGUCAAGCAAAGUGGACAUCACAGGAUGGUUGGGAGGAACUGUUUUGGGAAUUUCUCUUGUUCUUGUAGUUCAAAUGUUCCUUGUAUGGGCAAAGAUCAUCAAAAUACGCCGUAGAAAAG